UCGGAACGGAAGAACGUGCAAGUUUUCCGCAAUUAAUCGGUUCGGUGCAAAGAAACAAUUGCAAGAUGAUGACAUACGCGAACAGCAAGCCAUUAAUAAUUGCAGUGAACGCGUUUAUUGUUGCAGCCGUUGUUAUAUUGUUGUUAGUCUACCAUUUUUCGAACCAAAUUGAAGAUCCUCGAAGUAACUAAGAAUGCAGUGGGACAAAUCGGUGUAUGUGUUCGUCCUGCAGACGAAGACUGAUGCUGCUGCAUUUGCGGUGAGAGUGCGUGCCUCGCAUAAGUUGGAAACGUUAACCGGCAGCAGGACCAAGGACCAAGGACGAAGGACGAGCUGGGAACAGGGAACAGGGAGGAGCUGGAAAAUGGGGAGCAUGGGAAUGACUAACGAUGAGCAGAGAGUGCGGCCUUUGUGCGAAAUUUCACAUUUGGUUAGCACACGCAGCUUUGGAAAAGGGGAGAACAACAGGAUGGAUUUGCGAGCACACAAGGACGAACAUUUACAUACAGCCUACAUCCUACCAUAAGUUGAUAAAUAAUAAUACUUUCAAAUUGUGUAGGAAAUGAGGUACUACACUUGGAAUAUGCAC
Messenger RNA from Drosophila teissieri, 589 nucleotides. RefSeq lists its product as uncharacterized. The transcript has 3 exons. Bases 194 to 526 code for a protein of 110 amino acids. NCBI's taxonomy places the organism in Eukaryota, Metazoa, Arthropoda, Insecta, Diptera, Drosophilidae. The record is from RefSeq and is a predicted model, not a curated record.